Messenger RNA from Botrytis deweyae, 423 nucleotides. RefSeq lists its product as uncharacterized. The coding region runs from base 1 to 423 and encodes 140 amino acids. Lineage: Eukaryota; Fungi; Ascomycota; Leotiomycetes; Helotiales; Sclerotiniaceae. The transcript has a single exon. The record is from RefSeq and is a predicted model, not a curated record.
AUGCCAACAGGCGCACUUUCAAUAUCUAUCCCUGACACACCCACUACUCCAACAACAGCUACAAAACACUCCGCUACUCGCCCAACUUUCUUCCCUACAGUUGCUUGGUGGAGACUUUUCCCAAAGCCAAGAUUCCCGAGCUAUUAUUCCUCGAGUUAUAACACUCACGGGUACAGAACUGACACUCAUGACGAAAAUGGAAGGACGACAAUGGAAGAAGGCUUAUUGAGUGACGGCGAAAGAGAAGAUUAUGAUGGGAUGAUUCCUAGGAUUGGCAUGCAAAGUGACUCAGGUUCCAGUUAUUGGAAACGGGUCAGUGGUGAAGGGCGGAGGAUGGGGAGGCUGAGGCUAACAGUGGAGAUUUUGGGUGCUGUCGGAGUUGUUGUCGCAGUUGUUGGGUUAGUUCUCUUAGUUUUUGGGUAG